Molecule: messenger RNA, 537 nt
Organism: Verticillium dahliae VdLs.17
Lineage: Eukaryota; Fungi; Ascomycota; Sordariomycetes; Glomerellales; Plectosphaerellaceae
Exons: 2
Coding region: 1-537 (178 amino acids)
Source: RefSeq, a predicted model, not a curated record
AUGCUUAACUGCCACCUAUGCUUUGCCGGCAGCAGUUGUCUUUCCCCAGAGAUACCCCAGUCCGCAACAGGCCUUGCCCACCAGGCGGCCCGCGACGUCUAUCACCAUCCUCUUAGCUCCUCCCUCGAAGACCUCCGCCGCCAGCAACGCCUCGUCAUCCGCGCCAACAGACGGAGCCGCGUCCGCCUGCCCACCGGCCGCGUGUCGCCACCACUGCACGUGUCUGUCUACCGAAGGCUCGAGAACGUCCAUCCUGCAUCCAUUGAUGCCGCGUUCGCUGCGAAGAGAAGACGACAGGACAUGCGCCUGCGCAGGUACCUGACGAACGAGGCGCGCCCACAAUAUCCCAUUUCUGCCCCCCACAAGACUGAAUCAGUAGCAAGGCCGACUGUUGACCUUGCGACGUACCCUCAAAAGCCGAAAAUGCACUUCUCAGGCCAGAAAUCUCAUCGAAGCACCACCGGCAUGAUGUACGACAUGUACGGCAAUCAGAUCUCACGUUACAAGACGGGACCGCACCAGUACCAGAUUUCAUAA